Gadus chalcogrammus (walleye pollock) is the source of this 2643-nucleotide messenger RNA. It is a transcript of the gene jph3a, whose product is annotated as junctophilin 3a. The record is from RefSeq and is a predicted model, not a curated record. Gene Ontology annotation, cellular component: junctional membrane complex; plasma membrane; endoplasmic reticulum membrane. The transcript is spliced from 6 exons. Gene Ontology annotation, biological process: regulation of synaptic plasticity. NCBI's taxonomy places the organism in Eukaryota, Metazoa, Chordata, Actinopteri, Gadiformes, Gadidae. The coding region runs from base 1 to 2643 and encodes 880 amino acids.
AUGUCCACUGGAGGCAGGUUUGACUUUGAUGAUGGGGGGUCGUACUGCGGGGGUUGGGAGCAGGGCAAGGCCCACGGCCGAGGGGUCUGCACGGGGCCCCAGGGCCAGGGGGAGUACGCGGGCGCCUGGAGCCACGGCUUUGAGGUGUUGGGCGUGUACACCUGGCCCAGCGGGAACAGCUACCAGGGCACCUGGGCGCAGGGGAAGCGCCAUGGCGUGGGCGUGGAGAGCAAAGGGCGCUGGGAUUACAGAGGAGAGUGGACGCAGGGCUUCAAGGGCCGCUACGGGCAGCUGGAGAGCGCGGCGAGCGGGGCCCGCUACGAGGGCACCUGGAGCAACGGUCUACAGGAUGGAUACGGCACUGAAACCUACUCUGAUGGAGGAACCUACCAGGGCCAGUGGCUGGGAGGGAUGCGGCACGGCUACGGCGUACGGCAGAGUGUGCCGUACGGCAUGGCGGCGGUCAUCCUCUUCCCACUGCGGACCUCUAUAAACUCCCUCCGCUCCGAGCACAGUCACGGGCCUCCGGCCGCGCUGGAGGACGGCACCAACACUGCCACCACCCCCACAGACGGGGUGGCGGCAGUGUUGGCCGGCAGCCCUGUGGGUCGGGGAGGCUUCGCGCUGACCGCCCCGAGCGAGGCAGAGCGCCAGAGGAAGAGGAAGGGACGCUUCCGCCAGUCCAUCCUGAGCGGGCUGAAGCUGCGGCGCUCGGAGUCCAAGAGCUCCCUUGCCAGUCAGCUCAGCAAGCAGAGCAGCUUCUGCAGCGAGGCGGGCAUGAGCACGGUCAGCUCCGCCGCCUCCGACAUCCACUCCAACGCCAGCGAGAACGAGCAGGGCGCCCCCGUGGACGCCACCGUCACAGAGACCUACACCGGGGAGUGGCGGAGCGACCAAAGGGCCGGCUGGGGGAUAAGUAGGCGCUCGGACGGCCUACAUUACGAGGGCGAAUGGGCGGCGAACAAGAGGCACGGCUACGGAUGCACUACCUUCCCCGAUGGUACCAAAGAGGAGGGCAAGUACAAGCAGAACGUCCUGGUGAGCGGCAAGCGCAAGAACCUGAUUCCCUUGCGAGCGAGUAAAAUCAGAGAGAAGGUCGACCGGGCCGUGGAGGCUGCAGAGAAGGGGUCAGACAUCGCCAAGCAGAAGGCUGAGAUCGCCAUGUCUCGGAUGAGCCACGCUCGCGGAAAGGCUGAGGCCGCUGAGGCUGUUGCCCAGAAGUCCUCAGAAGAAUGUCGGCUUGCCCGGAUCGCUGCAAAAGAGCUCUCUCCCUCCUUCCACAUAUAUGGGAAUGGUAAUCUUAAUGGGCUCGAAUGUCAGCGACCCAAGCACCAGGACGCCAAGGACAAAGACCAUGAGGUCAUCUCUACAGGAACAGACAGUCCUGAGCUCUGCACUCCGGACACCACGCCGCCCAUCAUAACACCUGAUCUCAGCCCUGUGCUGAGCCUUCCCGCCUCGCCCCCCUGCACCCCGGCCAAGCAUAGCCACCGUCCCCGGAACGCCUGCUUCAUGCGACAGAGCGCUGUGGACGACCAGAGCGGGGCGGAGAUACAGGUGCUCGUGGAGGGGCGGGGCAUGGAUCUUCACCGGGGCGGGGCCAACACCUGGACAGAUGAUAUGUAUCCCGACAGGGGAGGCAGCAGCCGCUCCACCACACCCUCCCUUCUGGAGGAGCAAGAGGGCCAAAUGAAUGGCCACGAGCAAGCCCCUUUGACCAAUCACAAACCACGGGAGAAGUCUGUAUCCAAUCACAAGUCCCGGGAGCACUCUUCUUCCUACAGAACGUGGGACCACUCUUCAUCCAAACAAAAGCCCUCAAAGCAUGCCUCUUCCAAUCAUAAGUCGCGGGAGUAUUCCUCGUCCAACCACAAAACAUGGGAUCACUCCUCAUCCAAUCACAAGCCCUGCGAGCAUGCUUCUUCCAAUUACAAGCCACAGGUGCACAUCUUAUCCAAUCACAAGGCCUUGGAGCAUAACAUGUCCAAUCACAAGACUUCCGAGCAUGCUUCUUCCAAUCACAAGUCCCAAGAUUAUAUCUGCUCUAAUCACAAUGCAAAGGACCACAUCUCUUCCAGUUACAAUCCCCGAGAGCACGCCUACUCCAACCACCACCCACCAGAGCAUGGCUACUCCAACCACCAUCCAAAGCAACACGUCUCCUCCAACCACAAGCAUAGCGAGCACGCAUUGGUGGACGGCCUCCCCGGGGGCUGGACUGCGGAGAGCACCCUGAGGUGGAGCCCCGCCCACUCCCGCCUCACGGAUCACGACGAAGAGAAGCUCAACGACUACACGGUGGACAUGAGGCUGCAGUCUUCCGACGCCCGGGGCCUGGGCCAGGGGUCGCCCCCGCCAAAAAGCAGCAGGCUGCGGUCCCGUGGCCUGCGGCCGGUGAGGGAGGGGUCCAUGGACUCGGUACAGAUGCUGGACAACCUGAAUGUGGGGGCGGAGCUUGAGGACUGGCCUCUGCACAGGGACCUCACCCUCUCGCCCCCCCUGAAGUCGCAGCCCAUCGCAGUGGAGCAGGAAGGAGAGCAUCUCACCCUCAAAUCAAACUCAGGCUCCAGCUCUAUUCUGGUGGUUAUGGUCAUUUUACUCAAUAUCGGAGUAGCCAUUCUUUUCAUUCACUUCUUUAUUUAA